CAUGUGGAAAGAUGUCAGCAGGAAAGAAGUCACACCGGCUCCAUUGAGGGAUAUCUGCUUCCAGAAACCAAAAAGGCUAGGCAGGCAACUUUCAGCAGCUUCAACAUCUACUAGGAAGAAUAGUAUCACACCCAGAGUGUUGACAGAUGAUGACAUUCGGGAACUGCGGGAUGUGGACCCAGGUGCUGCAGUGCUGACAAGCCUUGAAAACAGUGACACGGACACAGCAUCAUCUGACACUGAUUCAGAGGAACAUCCAGACUUACCUGAGCCCUUGACAGCUUUAUGGGAUGCAACACUAAGGGAGCUCUCACCACAGGACAUGCAGGUGAAAUGUGAAGAUACAUUUCUUAAACUAAAAACUACACUACAACCUCAGCAAUGUGAGAAACUGGAAUUUGUGACACGGCAACAGUCAAAGUCAAAUGAGUGGCACACCUAUAGGGCUGGUUGGAUCACAAGCACCAAACUUCACCAUGCAACCACAACUGACAAGAUAAGCAAAACAUACCUAAAUGAUAUAAUGCAGUACAACAAAACAGAGUUAAAUGUCCCAUCUGUGCUCUGGGGUCAAAACAUGGAGGAAACAGCAAGACAAGCCUACACUGCAUUUAUGUCCCAAAGCCAUCCAGAUUUCAGCAUCAGCUCAUGUGGCUUAGUAGUACAACCUUCUGAGCCACACCUUGGAUCAUCGCCAGAUGGGAUUGUAAGAUGUUCCUGCUGUGGCAAAGGGGUGGUAGAGAUAAAGUGUCCCUACAAAUAUAGGAAUAGCCUUCAAGGAUGUACAGAAGACAAGCAGUUUUGUCUGGACAAGUCAUUUUCGUUGAAACAUUCGCACACAUACUAUUAUCAAACUCAACUUCACAUCUUUGUCUGUGAUGUAAGCUAUUGUGACUUUGUGUUGUGGACGAAGGAGAAGUUCUUUGUGCAACGCAUCAUAAGAAAUGAAGAGUUUCUCCAGGAGGCUUUGCCAAAAGCACAUGACUUCUUUAUCUCAAAUGUGUUGCCUGAAUUACUAACAAGAAGACAUGAUCCACAGAGCCUGUGAAUACUGUGAAAGACCAGAUUUUGGUAAAAUGAUAAUCUGUGCCAAAUGCAACAACCACAUUCACUACAGUUGUGCACAAAUAAAAAGGAAGCGAGCAACAUGGUUGUGUAGGAAAUGUGUGAGGGUAGAGGCUUGAAUGCCUUCAUGUACGAGUGGGCAAUAUGAUGUAUUGUGAUAAAAGACCAUAUAUGGUGUUAGAUGUUGGUUAUGGAAUGUUUUUCUUUUGUUUUUGAAGUUAGAUAAAAGUUAAAUGAUGUACUGACUAUCUACAGUAAUAACUAUUCCAGAUCAUAUAUAUAGAUUAAAGAUCCCAUUGUGUAAAUGUUUGUGUUAUUGACUGCUGUGUCUAUGCACUUCAGUGCAACAAGAUAUUUAAAAGUUGUACUCUUUAAU
This is a messenger RNA of Alosa sapidissima (American shad), 1441 nucleotides long. RefSeq lists its product as uncharacterized. NCBI's taxonomy places the organism in Eukaryota, Metazoa, Chordata, Actinopteri, Clupeiformes, Clupeidae. Bases 2 to 1048 code for a protein of 348 amino acids. The record is from RefSeq and is a predicted model, not a curated record. The transcript is spliced from 2 exons.